This is a messenger RNA of Manacus vitellinus (golden-collared manakin), 7407 nucleotides long. It is a transcript of the gene RIMS2, whose product is annotated as regulating synaptic membrane exocytosis 2. NCBI's taxonomy places the organism in Eukaryota, Metazoa, Chordata, Aves, Passeriformes, Pipridae. The record is from RefSeq and is a predicted model, not a curated record. Gene Ontology annotation, biological process: regulation of membrane potential; regulation of synaptic plasticity; positive regulation of synaptic transmission. The transcript has 32 exons. The coding region runs from base 104 to 4690 and encodes 1528 amino acids. Gene Ontology annotation, cellular component: cytoskeleton of presynaptic active zone; presynaptic membrane. Gene Ontology annotation, molecular function: small GTPase binding; transmembrane transporter binding.
UCCCUUUAGUGGGAUCACUGAGCUGGUAAAUAACGUUCUCCAACCACAGCAAAAACAGCAAAAUGAAAAGGAGCCCCAGACAAAAUUACAUCAGCAGUUUGAAAUGUAUAAGGAGCAAGUGAAGAAGAUGGGUGAAGAAUCACAGCAGCAGCAGGAGCAGAAGGGUGAUGCCCCAACCUGUGGCAUCUGCCACAAAACAAAAUUUGCUGAUGGCUGUGGCCAUAACUGUUCAUAUUGCCAAACUAAAUUCUGCGCGCGCUGUGGAGGAAGAGUGUCUUUACGGUCAAAUAAGGUAAUGUGGGUAUGUAACUUGUGCCGAAAACAACAAGAAAUCCUCACAAAAUCAGGAGCCUGGUUCUAUAACAGUGGAUCACAUGCACCACAGCAGCCUGACCAAGAAGGAAUUAGAGCUCUGCGGAACGAGGAAGCACCUCAAGAGAAAAAAGCAAAGCUACAGGAGCAUCCUCAGUACCAAGGACCACCAGGUGACAUAUCCACACAAGCUUUGGACAAAAACAGAUCUCAAGGGCUCACAAGACAAGACUCAAUUAAGAAUGGUUCAGGAGUAAAGCAUCAAGUAACAAGUGACACAACAUCAGACAGGAAAAGAAGCCCAUCAAUAUCAAGAGAACAGAACAGAAGAUACGAGCAAAGGGACGAGCGAGACGAAUAUUCGCAGUAUGCUACAUCAGACAGUGCGAUGCCCAGGUCACCAUCAGAUUAUUCAGAUAGACGGUCACAGCGUGGGCCUCAGUUGUAUGAAGAACCUGAACUGGGUGAUUAUAGGGAUUCCAACCGAAGGAGCCGCAGACGUUCCAAGGAGUAUCCGGUAGAAGAAGAAGAUGCACAAAACAGGGAGGAAUAUGAAAGGCAGCGGAGAGAAGAGGAAUACCAGGCACGAUACCGAAGUGACCCUAAUUUGGCUCGUUACCCAGUCAAGCCACAACCAUAUGAGGAACAAAUGCGUAUCCAUGCUGAAGUGUCCCGAGCACGUCAUGAACGGAGGCAUAGUGAUGUCUCAUUGGCAAAUACAGAGUUGGAAGAUUCUCGGAUGUCUAUGCUCAGGAUGGAACGGCCAUCAAGGCAAAGAUCGGUGUCUGAGCGCAGGGCUACCAUGGAAAAUCAACGUUCAUACUCUAUGGAAAGAACUCGAGAGGCUCAGGGGCCAAGUCCCAAUCGUCAGAGGACCACAAAUCAUAGCCCUCCUACACCAAGGAGGAGUCCAAUUCCUCUGGAAAGACCAGACAUGAGGCGCUCUGAUUCAUUAAGGAAACAGCACCAUUUGGAUCCCAAUUCUGCUGUACGGAAAACAAAACGUGAAAAAAUGGAGACCAUGUUACGGAAUGAUUCACUUAGCUCAGACCAGUCUGAGUCUAUCAGACCUCCCCCACCAAAGCCCCAUAAAACGAAAAAGGGAGGUAAAAUGCGCCAGGUUUCAUUAAGUAGCUCAGAAGAAGAAUUGGCAUCCACUCCAGAAUAUACAAGUUGUGAUGAUGUGGAGAUUGAAAGUGAAAGUGUUAGUGAAAAAGGAGACAUGGAUUACAACUGGUUGGACCAUACGUCUUGGCAUAGCAGUGAGGCCUCCCCAAUGUCUUUGCAUCCAGUAACUUGGCAACCAUCCAAAGAUGGAGAUCGUCUCAUUGGUCGGAUUUUGUUAAAUAAGCGACUAAAAGAUGGAAGUGUGCCUAGAGAUUCAGGAGCAAUGCUUGGAUUGAAGGUAGUAGGAGGAAAGAUGACUGAAUCAGGUCGACUCUGCGCAUUUAUCACCAAAGUUAAGAAAGGAAGCUUAGCUGAUACAGUGGGGCAUCUUAGACCAGGUGAUGAAGUGUUAGAAUGGAAUGGAAGGCUACUACAAGGAGCCACUUUUGAGGAGGUAUAUAACAUCAUUUUAGAAUCCAAACCUGAGCCACAAGUGGAGCUUGUAGUUUCAAGACCAAUAGGGGACAUUCCCAGAAUACCUGACAGCACACAUGCACAGCUGGAGUCCAGUUCAAGUUCAUUCGAAUCUCAAAAAAUGGACCGACCUUCUAUUUCAGUGACUUCUCCUAUGAGUCCUGGCAUGUUAAGGGAUGUUCCACAGUUCUUGUCUGGACAACUUUCAAGCCAAAGCCUUAGUAGAAGAACAACGCCUUUUGUUCCUAGGGUUCAGAUAAAACUGUGGUAUGACAAGGUUGGUCAUCAGCUAAUAGUGACAAUACUGGGAGCAAAGGAUCUUCCUUCAAGGGAAGAUGGGAGGCCAAGGAAUCCUUAUGUUAAAAUUUACUUUCUUCCAGACAGAAGUGAUAAAAAUAAAAGAAGAACAAAAACAGUGAAGAAAACAUUGGAACCAAAGUGGAAUCAGACAUUUAUUUAUUCUCCAGUUCAUCGGAGAGAGUUUAGAGAACGAAUGUUAGAAAUCACUCUUUGGGACCAAGCACGAGUUCGAGAGGAAGAAAGUGAAUUUUUAGGAGAGAUUCUUAUUGAGUUAGAAACAGCAUUACUAGAUGAUGAACCUCACUGGUACAAACUUCAAACACACGAUGUCUCUUCAUUGCCACUUCCCCACCCCUCACCAUAUUUGCCACGCAGACAACUCCAUGGCGAGAGCCCCACACGGAGGUUACAAAAUAAAGGCUUAUAUUCAUAUAAUUCAGGAUCCAAAAGAAUCAGCGACAGUGAAGUCUCUGAUUAUGACUGUGAUGAUGGAAUUGGUGUUGUUUCAGAUUAUCGACAUAAUGGGAGAGAUCUUCAAAGUUCAACAUUAUCAGUGCCAGAACAAGUUAUGUCAUCUAAUCAUUGUUCUCGAUCAGGGUCCCCUCACCGUGGAGAUAGUAUAGGACGGACUAGAUCGUGGUCUCCCAGUGUCCCUCCCCCACAAAGUCGGAAUGUGGAUCAGGGACCCCGAGGGCCUCGAUCUACGGCUGCGCAUUACAACACCCUGAACCGCAUGGACAGACACCGAGUCAUAGACGACCACUACUCCCCGGACAGAGAGAGGAGGACUAGACAGGAGAGAAGAGUGCCUAUUUCAUAUUAUGAUGACACAGCCUAUACUCCUGAAAGGUGGUACAAUGGUGCAAGUUCAUGGGCAGAUCAUGUAGUCAAUGGUUCAGCUGAAAAAUAUGGGAAUUGUGAAGCAGCAGAUAGACAGCCAUAUCAAAGAUCCAGAUCAACAGAGCAACGUCCUAUGCUAGAGCGGACCAACUCCCGCUCCCGAUCCACAGAGCGUCCUGACUCAAACCUCAUCAGGUCGAUGCCUUCAUUAAUGACUGGAAGAUCUGCCCCUCCUUCACCUGCCUUACCGAGGUCACAUCCUCGAUCUGGGUCUGUUCAGACAAGUCCAUCAAGUACUCCGGUAGUAGGGCGAAGGGGCAGGCAGUUACCGCAGCUCCCACCCAAGGGGACGUUGGAGAGAAACAAUGGAGACAAGGAGAUAGAAUCUUAUGAAGAAGAAGCGGAAUCAUCAAGGAGAAGAAACUCAGGUGCAAUGGAUGUAGAAGAAAGGAAUCGCCAAAUGAAAAUGAGCAAGUACAAACAGGUAGCAGGAUCAGAUUCCAGGCUGGAACAAGAUUAUCAUUCUAAGUAUCGGUCAGGGCGGGAUCCUCAUCGAGGCUCAGACAAUGUUUCCAAUAAGUCUUCUGACAGCGAUGUCAGCGAUGUCUCCGCUGUGUCACGGACAAGCAGCGCUUCACGUUUCAGCAGCACAAGCUACAUGUCCGUCCAGUCAGAGCGUCCACGAGGAAACAAGAAAAUAAGUGUCUUUACAUCCAAAAUGCAAAGCAGACAGAUGGGCGUCUCAGGAAAGAACAUGACUAAGAGCACCAGCAUCAGCGGGGACAUGUACACGCUGGAGAAGAACGAUGGCAGCCAGUCUGACACAGCAGUGGGCACUGUUGGUGGCGGCAGCAAAAAGAGACGGUCCAGCAUCGGUGCGAAGAUGGUCGCCAUAGUGGGUCUCUCAAGAAAAAGUCGCAGCACGUCACAGCUCAGCCAAACUGCAGGGGGCAAGAAGCUGCGGAGCACCGUCCAGAGGAGCACUGAGACAGGGCUGGCUGUGGAGAUGAGGAACUGGAUGACUCGUCAGGCUAGCCGGGAAUCGACGGAUGGGAGCAUGAACAGCUACAGUUCUGAGGGAAAUUUGAUUUUUCCUGGUGUGAGGUUGGCUGCAGAUAGCCAGUUCAGUGAUUUUCUGGAUGGACUUGGUCCCGCCCAGCUUGUAGGACGACAGACUUUGGCAACACCAUCAAUGGGAGAUAUUCAGGUGGGAAUGAUGGACAAGAAAGGACAACUGGAAGUAGAAAUAAUCCGAGCCCGUGGCCUUGUUGUAAAACCAGGUUCAAAGACACUGCCAGCACCAUAUGUAAAGGUGUAUCUAUUAGAAAAUGGAGUCUGCAUAGCCAAAAAGAAGACAAAGGUAGCAAGAAAAACUCUGGAACCACUUUAUCAGCAACUUCUAUCUUUUGAAGAAAGUCCCCAAGGGAAAGUUUUACAGAUAAUUGUUUGGGGAGACUAUGGACGUAUGGAUCACAAAUCCUUUAUGGGAGUGGCACAGAUACUUUUAGAUGAACUGGACCUGUCCAACAUGGUGAUUGGGUGGUUCAAACUUUUUCCUCCUUCUUCCCUAGUAGACCCAACUUUAGCUCCUCUCACUAGAAGAGCUUCCCAAUCAUCUCUUGAAAGUUCAACAGGACCUUCAUAUUCUCGCUCAUAGCAGCUGUGAAACUGUUGUCAUAGCAACCAGCGUUACAAAAAAAUAAAAUUACAGGUCGCAAACCCUGGUAACACUGCAUGCUUAAUGUUGUGUCUUCUGAGCCUGUUUCUAGGGCUGCAACGCGAUCCUGUGUUCUCAAGGAAGUUGCACACAUUGUGCCCUACAGAAGGCCCUCAGGUGAUGGACUGAAAUCAUGAAGAACUGAUAGGUUUGGAGUUCAGGGACUCAGUUUUGGUCCAAUCUGAAGCCAUGGACUAAACUAAAAAAAUCAAUCUGUUUCAUGCAACAAAAGUCCUUUUCAAUAGCAUAUCUGUUUUGUUGCUCCCGUUGCUUUAUUUAACUGCCCUCUACUCCUAAAGCUUGGUUAUGCCACAGAAAUGGAGUUACCCUCCCACGAAGCCACGUUACAAGUCAGUGGAAUAGCAGACAGUGGAAGAAAAGAAGAAUGUAAGGAUGUUGGAAAAGUCAACUGGCACUUGCAGCAGUUGCUUGAGAUCUGAAAAAUCUUCAUAUUGAAAAGGUUCAAGACUUAAAGUGGCAGGCUUCAUACCUCCAGCUAUUCACACAGUGAAACCCCAGACAUGAUGGACUCUCUGAAAAAUAAAAUUCUGUGGAUAUACUGUACUGUAUGAAAUUAAGAAACUUUUUUGCAUGGACACAGAUUUAGCUGAACACUUAAAUUAUUUUCUUGGGGCUGCAACUUGCAAAAAAAGAAAAAAGAAUAAAUCAGCCAUUUUCAACAGUUUAUAUUAUUUUUAAAAAUAAAUUUCACUAGUGCAUGGUUUUAAAGGAAAGAGAAUGCAACAGGGUGAUACAAAGACACACCACGUUUAUCAUUCUUUAAACCAAUCAUGGUCUGUAUUUUUGCAGACUUAUAUUAAAAAUAAAAAAUAAUUUCUAGCAAAUAUUUAAAAUUCUGUUUAUGUGACAAGAAAUAAGUGUAAUAUAUUAAAUUUAUUUAAAUGUAAAAGGUACAAGCCUUGUAAAGUUCAACAUAAUGUGCAAAUUGUACACUUCUUUUACCACCUCUUUCUCUAUCUCUCCUUCCAGUCUCCCUUCUUCCUUUUGCUCUUUUUCCCCUCUACCUCCCAGGAUGAUCAGAAUAUUCUAAAAUGGCUACCUUUUGACUUAUUACUCUCUUAUGCCCCAUAUUUGGUUCAGGGUUGCAGAUUGUUCUGCAUUUCUGAAUUAUUUGAGAAAAAUAUUGAUUAAGAACUUACUUUUUUUCAAGCAUGUUGAAAAGGAUUUUGCAACAUGGCUUGGGAGUACAUUAAUGUAAUUCAGCAUGUAUUUGAUAAAGAAGAUAUUUGAACUUUUUGCAAUUUAUUGUACAGUGCAUGGUAACUUAUUUUCAUUUUUUUCUCACCUUCAAAUUGAAUUCUGCAGCAAAAUACUGGAAUCAUGUGGCCAUUGUAAGAUGUCUUCAAUAAAUUUGUUUUCAGCACCAGCAUCUUUCAUUCAAAGACUGAACUAUCAUUUCUUGAAGGUUUUUGGAAAGAGAAAAAAUUAAGUACCUGGUUGAUUUUUAGGAAAUAAAUUUAAGCACUUUUAUUUGCACUAAACCAAAUUGAUUGCUACAUUUUUGAGAUUACAAAGGCAACACAGGUUACUAAUCCAGACAGUUCUUCUGCUGUAAAGUUCAAUUUUCAUAAAUUACAUUUGCAUUGCAAAAGACAUAAUUAGGUAAUAUCAGUCUGGAAAAUAACAGUCUUUGGUUUGUAAAAUAGCCUUAAAGAAAGCUUAUCAGUACCACUCUGACAGCUAUUUGACACCAUUACCAGAACCUCACUGCAGUUAAUGCAUCUUCAAAAACCUGGUUUUUGUAGCAUACAGUAACUACCAUUGGGUGGUGCUGCAAGUUCAAGCUUCUCAUUAAAUUAUGUUGUUUAAAGGGAAUGUAACUGGCUAACAUUUAAUAACAAAUAUCCUUUUUUUCUGGGUCUUUGUAUGCCUUUAAUACCUACUUAAGGUUUAUUAUUGAAACCUUGCAAUAAUUUUUGAAGUAUACAUUACAUUUACCUUUAAGGCCACACAGAAUUAUUCUGAUUUUAUUGAAAAAUCUAUUGAAGUUUCCCAUUAACAAAUUGUAAAUGCCUCGUAAGAGGGCAAAAGUAAUAACAGUAUCACUUAUAAUGCCUUUUACUUUGUGCAAUAUCAUAGAAAUCGAGAUUGUGUCUUGUCUGCAGAGUUUAUAUAAUGGAUUAUUGUUAAUAGACAGACUGGUAAAAUUAUAUUUAUUGAAAUAAUUUAGACACCUGUCUACCAGCAGCAAAUAAAUACUACUAACAUACAGUCUACAAUAUCCCCUAGGAUAUAAACAAAAAUACAUAACCAUUUUCCUGACACUGUGAGAUGUGCUCACACAUUCUUGUAUGCAUAGUCCUAUAUAAAUUAUUUCAAAUUUUAAAAUCAAGGAGAUGACACAUGGAAGGUUUGUACAUACUUGUUGUUAUGCAGUAUUUAUUUUAAAAAAAUUAAUGUAUUUUUUUUAAUUUUCACACGUCUGCAACUCUACUUAUGGUUUAGUCAUGUAAAUAGCACUAUUCCAGUGAUCACUGCUGUCUUGUACAUAGUACGUUUUAAAAAGCUAAAAGGAAUUACAGUUGGGGAAAAAAAAAAAGGGCAGAUUAGGCCUGUCAUGAACACCAACUAAUGUAAAUCAAACUCAUUCUGGUGAUGGUAUUUAACACUUUAAAUAAAACAUUUUCUUUACAGAA